AUGGCUCAGAAAAUGGACUGUGGUGCGGGCCUCCUCAGCUUCCAGGCUGAGGCCUCUAUAGAAGACAGCACCUUGCUUAUGCAGACCCUGAUGGAGGCCAUCCAGAUCUCAGAGGCUCCACCUACCAACCAGGCUCCUGCAGCUGCCUUCGGGCAGAAUUCUUGUCCCCACAGUUCACAGCCCCCAACAACGGCUGAUUAUCAGGUUUCAGCAGCUGCAGCUCGGCCUAAAGCAGCCUUUAAGGCCAAGAAUGCUACCACAAAAGGCCCCAGAGCUGCCUGUGAUUUCUCUAAGGCCCUUAGUGCCAAAGAGCCAUCACCUAAGGCUGCCUUUGUGACCCGGAAUGCCACCCGAAAGAGCCCAAAUGCGGCCUAUGAUUUUUCCCAAGUAGCAGCCAAAGAGUUAACUGCCAACAAAUCUGAGGUCGCCUUUAAGGCCCCAAAUGCCACUACUAAGGUGGGCCCAAAUGCCACUUACAAUUUCUCUCAGUCUCUCAAUGCCAGUGAAAAGUCAAACACUCAGCCUAAGACAGCCUUCAAGGCUUGGAAUGAUAAUACUAAGGCCCAAACAGCUAAUACCCAGACUCAGAAUGUUAAGCAAACCAAAGUGGCUACUUCUAAGGCUGGCAUAGGGGCCAACCCAGUUAACUCUGUAUCUGAUGGUGCAGCUGCACAGACAUCAGCAGAUGGUUCCCAGGCUCAGAAUCUGGAGUCCAGGACUAUAAUCCGGGGCAAGAGGACCAGAAAGAUUAAUAACUUGAAUGUGGAAGAGAACCGCAAUGGGAAUCAAAGGCGGGCCCCACUGCCUGCAGGGACCUGGAGGUCUGCACCGAUUCCAGUUACCACUCAGAACCCACCCUACGCACCCCCGAAUGUGCUCUGGCAGACCCCAUUGGCAUGGCAGAACCCAUCAGGCUGGCAAAACCCGCCAGUCAGGCACAUCCCAGCAGCACGUCAGAACCCCCCAGCCAGGCAGACCCCACCAGCCUGGCAAAGCCCAGUUGCUUGGCAGAAUCCAGUGAUCUGGCAGAGCCCAGUGAUCUGGCAGAGUCCAGUGAUCUGGCCUGGUCCAGUUGUCUGGCCUGGUCCAGUUGUCUGGCCAAACCCAUUGGUCUGGCAGAAUCCACCUGGAUGGCAGGCCCCACCUGGAUGGCAGGGUCCACCUGGAUGGCAGGGUCCUCCAGAUUGGCAAAGCCCUCCUGACUGGCAGCUACCACACAACUGGCCACUUCCGACAGACUGGCAGCUCCCACAUGACUGGAUCCCCACCGAUAAUAGGCCAGUUCCACCUGACUGGCAGAACCUACGACCCUCAUCAAACGUGCGUCCCCCUCCCAACCCACGUGCCCCACAGAACAUGGGUGCUCCACAGAACAUGGGUGCUCCACAGCCCCGAGAUGUGGCCCUUCUUCAGGAAAGGGCGAAUAAGUUGGUCAAGUACUUGAUGCUUAAAGAUUACACAAAGGUGCCCAUCAAGCGCUCAGAAAUGCUGAGGGAUAUCAUCCGUGAAUACACUGAUGUUUAUCCAGAAAUCAUUGAGCGUGCAUGCUUUGUCCUGGAGAAGAAAUUUGGGAUUCAACUGAAGGAAAUUGACAAGGAAGAACACCUGUAUAUUCUCAUCAGUACACCCGAGUCCCUGGCUGGCAUACUGGGAACGACCAAAGACACACCCAAGCUGGGUCUCCUCUUAGUGAUUUUGGGUGUUAUCUUCAUGAAUGGCAACCGUGCCAGUGAAGCUAUCCUCUGGGAGGCACUACGCAAGAUGGGACUGCGUCCUGGGAUGAGACAUCCUCUCCUUGGAGAUCUGAGGAAACUUCUUACUUAUGAGUUUGUAAAGCAAAAGUACCUGGACUAUAGACGAGUGCCCAACAGCAACCCUCCUGAGUAUGAGUUCCUCUGGGGCCUCCGUUCCUACCAUGAGACUAGCAAAAUGAAAGUGCUGAGAUUCAUUGCAGAGGUUCAAAAGAGAGACCCUCGCGACUGGACUGCACAGUUUAUGGAAGCUGCAGAUGAGGCCUUGGAUGCUCUGGAUGCUGCUGCAGCUGAGGCCGAAGCCCGGGCUGAGGCGAGAACCCGCAUGGGGAUCGGAGAUGAGGCUGUUUCUGGCCCCUGGAGCUGGGAUGACAUUGAGUUUGAGCUGCUGACCUGGGAUGAGGAAGGAGAUUUUGGAGAUCCUUGGUCCAGAAUCCCAUUUACCUUCUGGGCCAGAUACCACCAGAAUUCCCGUUCCAGAUUUCCUCAGACCUUCACUGGCCCAAUUGCUGGCCCUGGUGCUACAGCCAGUGCCAACUUUGCUGCCAACUUUGGUGCCAUUGGUUUCUUCUGGGUUGAGUGA
Pipistrellus nathusii (Nathusius's pipistrelle) is the source of this 2334-nucleotide messenger RNA. The record is from the annotation of a GenBank genome assembly. NCBI's taxonomy places the organism in Eukaryota, Metazoa, Chordata, Mammalia, Chiroptera, Vespertilionidae.